Messenger RNA from Symbiodinium natans, 1692 nucleotides. The record is from the annotation of a GenBank genome assembly. Lineage: Eukaryota; Dinophyceae; Suessiales; Symbiodiniaceae.
AUGCCUCCGAGUGGGCUCUUGCUGGUUGUGAUCCGGGUGGGCCUUGGAAACGUGGUACACCAUUUGUACCCUUUUGCCACUGAAAUGCUCUGGAAGCUUUCGCUGACCGAGCGGAGUUGCGACAGGCCCUCUUGGACUGGGUGGCUCAGCCAGGAGCCGUUGGGGAGCGACCCUGCUAUUGUUGCCAAGUAUGGGGUGAUCGAAGAGUGGGACGUCUCCCAAGUGAACGACAUGCAAAGCCUGUUUGUUGGUUUCCCUUUUCGCACCUUCAAUGAAAACAUCAGCUUGUGGAACACUUCCAGCGUGACCAGGAUGGAUCGUAUGUUCGACGACGCCAGAGACUUCAACCAACCCAUCGACUCCUGGGAUACCUCCCGCGUGACCAACAUGUACUCCAUGUUUUCGGGCGCCCUGGACUUCAACCAACCCCUUGAAUCCUGGGACACCUCCCGCGUGACCCGGAUGGAUCGCAUGUUUCAGUCCGCCAGUAGCUUCAGCCACCCCAUCGGCACCUGGGACACCUCCAGGGUGACCAGGAUGGAUAACAUGUUCAACGGCGCCAGGUUCUUCAACCAACCCAUCGGUUCCUGGAACACCUCCAGCGUGACCAACAUGAACUACAUGUUUAAGUCGACCGAUGCCUUCAACCAAGCCAUCGACUCUUGGGACUUUUCCGGGGUCACCACGAUGUACUACAUGUUCGAAGGUGCCAAGGCCUUCAACCAGCCCAUCGCGUCCUGGGAUACCUCCAGUGUGACCGACAUGACCGGGGUGUUCGAUAGCGCCCGCGCCUUUAACCAACCCAUUGCCUCCUGGGAUACCUCCAAAGUGACCGCGAUGAGAUACAUGUUCCAGAAUGCCGAUGUCUUCAACCAGCCGCUUGCCAGCUGGACUGUCUCAAGCGUGACCGAUAUGACUCAAAUGUUUCGGUUCGCCCUGGCCUUUGACCAGCCCCUCGACUCCUGGAACACGUCCCUCGUGUACUCCAUGGGUUCAAUGUUCGCAGGUGCCACAUCCUUCAACCAGCCCCUGGAUUCUUGGGACGUCACGCGUGUGAGACUCAUGGAAGGCAUGUUCUUUCGGGCCUCCUCCUUCAACUCCCCAAUCGGCUCCUGGGAUACGUCCAAGGUGACCGAUAUGCGCCAGAUGUUCCGUGAAGCCGUGGUUUUUGACCAGUUCUUGGGCUGUUGGGAUGUAUCGGCUGCAAACACAAAUGGCAUGUUCUUGGGCGCUGAUUCCUUUCAGACACCUCCAUGUCCGCCCGGAAGCAUCCCCUACGAAAACGACCUGGGCUGCGCAGCUGAGCCGUCAUGCCAAGACGGAACUGCCCCCAAUCUCACUGUCAUGGGCUGCCCCCUGGUCACCGAGAAGUGCGAGUCUUGCGACCCCGACUUCCAGCUGACGUCAGACAUGACAUGUGAGUCCAGCCUCUGCGCCAGCGUCAUCUACAUCAUGGACUACUCUUUGCUGAACAAACAGGGAAGCAAGGUCUUGAAGCACUGCCUGAAGGAGGAGCUCAUACAGGACAGCGAGCUCCCUGAGGCGUUGACAAAGCUUCGAUCACCAAGAUUUGCAUGGAUUGGCUUGGUGCUUGCUCUGGCUACAGCUGCAGGUGCUGCUGCAGUGGCGUGCAGGACUUGCAGGCAUCCGGGCUCAGUGGCAUAUGAAGGGCUGCCAAACACGGCACUUUAG